Messenger RNA from Neohortaea acidophila, 865 nucleotides. RefSeq lists its product as uncharacterized. The coding region runs from base 254 to 811 and encodes 185 amino acids. Lineage: Eukaryota; Fungi; Ascomycota; Dothideomycetes; Mycosphaerellales; Teratosphaeriaceae. The transcript has a single exon. The record is from RefSeq and is a predicted model, not a curated record.
CAGAUUGAUUGAUGCCAGAUGCCCAGGAAUCGAGAUGCAGUGGGGUCAGCAGAGGCUUUUCAUCAUUUGCAAGAAGUCAAAUGCGACGCGUGAAAACACGCCAGUACACGACGUUGUCUCACUCUGUCGCGCUACGUGGGCAAGGCUGUGUGGUGGAUCCCUCAGCCCCGGUGCAAACCGUUCGGGAGGACGUCUGGUGUACAUUAGCUGAGGGACAGCGGCCGUUGGGCCGCCUGAGCCAUGACGCUCGUGCAUGUGGUGCAUGCACCGUGACGUGAAUCCCUGCACCAGCCACGAAGGGUCGGGAGGUGCUCACGGUGUCAUGAGCAUGCGCGCGCAGCAGAUUGAUAGAGGAGGAAAGAAGUCUGCAAUAAAGCGUCUAUAUGUCAGUGGGCGCUGGCGCGUAGGCCGACCGUAUGCACCAUACACUCUCCAGGAGACCUCUCAUGCGUGCUGCAGGAGAUCAGCGGGGGGCAGGGAUGUAACAACCACAUUGCCUUUUUUGCCCAACGAUUGGUGUGCGGGCGAUGAAUCAGCUCUCCCGCGACAUGUGGCGUCCCGAAUCGGCUUCCAACCCGAAACCCGGUUUGAUGAUGAUUGCACGGCAUGCAAUGCGCCGUGUAGUCCCAGCGACCCCGUGGCUUUUGUUUCAAGCGGGUUGCCCUCGAGGCAGCGAUUGCGCGCGACCGGAAAACCACUUGCGGACGGGAUGGGCGAAGGACUGGACAGCUUCCCUUCUUGGACUUGCACACCGUGUUCUCGUCGCCGGACGAUCGCAUCGGGAGUUGGAAGACACACUACCGCACGCUAGCAGGGAAGCGGGGCAAGGCAGCAACAGGGGUCUGCAUGCCUGGACGAGUAAGAA